This is a messenger RNA of Pistacia vera, 1548 nucleotides long. Its product is annotated as ribosomal RNA small subunit methyltransferase I. The record is from RefSeq and is a predicted model, not a curated record. Bases 15 to 1139 code for a protein of 374 amino acids. NCBI's taxonomy places the organism in Eukaryota, Viridiplantae, Streptophyta, Magnoliopsida, Sapindales, Anacardiaceae. The transcript is spliced from 10 exons. Gene Ontology annotation, molecular function: methyltransferase activity.
CCCACGUUGUCCAAAUGCUGCUGAUACGAAGAUUACCUUCAAUGGCGAGUUCACUCGUGACAACUGCUUUCCCAGGGCGAGGCAGACCUCCUUGUGUUCAUCAUACUCAAGCUGAACUCGUAUAUCUAAAGUCACUAUCUCUUUACCCUAAACCUGGUUGCCUCUCCUUAUGUUCCACUUCCACCUCAGACUCACAAACAUCCUCCGAAUUCUCAGACUUAAUCGCCGAACAAUCGUCAAAACGCAGCCCUCUCGAACCUGGAUUGUAUCUAGUAGCAACACCAAUCGGAAACCUUGAAGAUAUCACCUUACGAGCUCUCCGUGUCUUAAAGUCGGCUAACGUGAUACUUUCAGAAGACACGAGGCAUUCUGGAAAGUUGCUUCAGUAUUACAAUAUCAAAACUCCCCUUCUCAGUUAUCACAAGUUUAACGAGUCACAAAGAGAACAAACAGUGUUGAAAAGGUUGAAACAGGGUGAAAUUGUGGCGCUGAUCAGUGAUGCGGGGACACCUGGCAUUAGUGAUCCUGGUACGGAAUUGGCAAAGUUAUGUGUGGAUCAGAAUAUUCCUGUUGUUCCUAUUCCUGGGCCUUCUGCAUUUGUAGCUGCUCUUUCUGCCUCAGGCUUGGCCACCAAUGAGUUUACUUUUGUUGGAUUUCUUCCUAAACAUGCUGGAUCACGGAGAGAGAGACUUACCGUUUCUGCCAGUGAAGUGAAAACCCAAAUAUUUUAUGUUCCUCCUCACAAGCUUUGUCAAUUUCUUGAAGAAACUUCCUCACUUUUUGGUGACUCAAGACGGUGUGUCAUAGCUCGGGAAAUAACAAAGAUGCAUGAAGAGUUUUGGCGGGGUACUUUGGGGGAAGCCAAACAAGCGUUCUCAACUCACCAACCCAAAGGAGAAAUUACACUCUUAGUUGAAGGCAAGGCAAUUUGUGUGGUUGAAACUCCAUCAGAGGAUCAGCUUGAGAAUGAGUUGAGAGAAUUGAUCUCCUGUGGGCACACUCUUUCUACGGCUGUCAAAAUGGUAGCUGAAGGAACAUCAGUGAGGAGGAAAACUGUAUAUUCUCUGGCAUUGAAGAAAUUUGGGAAGCAACUUGAGGCAGGGAUGAUUCAAAUAAAUGCUAAUCAUCCAACUGAUUGAACAGGAAAAACCAUGCUAAGCUAUUGUUUUCUCUCCUAGCAAGUUGCACGUUCGCGUCAAUGAGUCCCACUCUCAUAGCAGAAGCCUACACAAAAGUCGCUGAUUCAUGAUGUGAAGUCAAGGGACAAAAAACUUUAAACACAGUCACUCCCGAUUGUUGGGUUUUUCUUUUUCGAUUGACAUGAAACUUGGUUUAUAUGCAAAUUUGUUUUAUUGACCAAAGAUGGGCCUAUCUAGCUAAUAUCCCUACACAUCUGACAUACGAGUUGAUUGGGUUAUUCCUUUGGCCAAUGACUCGUGUCUUGAUUGGGAGGCAACACAGAUUUAAUGUACUAUGCACGUUUAAGAACUGUCAACUGAUUUAAAGUUUUAUGUAUAUAUGCAAGAGCUCACCUUUUUUUCCUUGCAA